AGCGGCGCGGCAGGUGCCCCGGAAGCGGCGGGCGGUGCCCCGGAAGCGGCGCGGUCAGGGCGGCGAUGGCGGCGGAGGAGCCUCAGCAGCCGCAGCCGGAGCCGCUCGGCGGCAGCGACGCGGACGGCGUGAACUGCCUGGCCUACGACGAGGCGAUCAUGGCGCAGCAGGACCGGAUCCAGCAGGAGAUUGCGGUGCAGAACCCACUGGUGUCAGAGCGCCUGGAGCUCUCAGAGCUCUACAAGGAAUACGCCGAGGAUGACCAUGUGUACCAGGAGAAGAUCAAGGACCUGCUCCAGAAAUAUUCCUACAUCCGGAAGACACGUCCAGACGGGAAUUGUUUCUACCGCGCCUUUGGCUUCGCCCACCUGGAGGCUCUGCUGGAGGAUGGGCAGGAGCUGCAGCGGUUCAAGGAGGUGUCAGCACGCAGCAAGGAGGAGCUGGUGGCGCAGGGCUUCACUGAGUUCACCAUCGAGGACUUCCACAACACGCUGAUGGAGCUGAUCGAGCGCGUGGAGCGCCGUGUGCCGCUGCCGGAGCUGCUGGCGGCCUUCAACGAGCCAGCAACCUCGGACUACCUGGUGGUUUACCUGCGGCUGCUCACUUCGGGCUGCCUCCAGCGCCACCGCCGCUUCUUUGAGCAGUUCCUCGAGGGUGGCCGCAGCAUCAAGGAGUUCUGCCAGCAGGAAGUGGAGCCCAUGUGCAAGGAGAGCGACCACAUCCACAUCAUCGCGCUGGCACGGGCGCUGCACGUCUCCAUCCUGGUGGAAUACAUGGACCGGGGCGAGGGCGGCGCCACGAACCCGCACGUGUUCCCCGAGGGCUCCCAGCCCCGCGUCUGCCUCCUCUACCGCCCCGGCCACUACGACAUCCUCUACAAGUGACCCCUCUGCCGUGAGGGGCCUCACACCGCCCCCC
Messenger RNA from Corapipo altera (White-ruffed manakin), 918 nucleotides. It is a transcript of the gene OTUB1, whose product is annotated as OTU deubiquitinase, ubiquitin aldehyde binding 1. Gene Ontology annotation, cellular component: nucleus. Gene Ontology annotation, biological process: protein K48-linked deubiquitination; negative regulation of double-strand break repair. Gene Ontology annotation, molecular function: cysteine-type deubiquitinase activity; ubiquitin binding. Lineage: Eukaryota; Metazoa; Chordata; Aves; Passeriformes; Pipridae. The record is from RefSeq and is a predicted model, not a curated record. The transcript has 7 exons. Bases 66 to 884 code for a protein of 272 amino acids.